Messenger RNA from Triplophysa dalaica, 2181 nucleotides. RefSeq names its product histamine receptor H1 (gene hrh1). Lineage: Eukaryota; Metazoa; Chordata; Actinopteri; Cypriniformes; Nemacheilidae. The coding region runs from base 147 to 1763 and encodes 538 amino acids. Gene Ontology annotation, cellular component: plasma membrane. The record is from RefSeq and is a predicted model, not a curated record. Gene Ontology annotation, molecular function: G protein-coupled acetylcholine receptor activity. Gene Ontology annotation, biological process: adenylate cyclase-activating adrenergic receptor signaling pathway. The transcript is spliced from 2 exons.
GUCCAGCACAAGCAUCAAAUAUAUGGAGAUAAUAUUAUCCAUGUCCGGAAAUUACCCUCGAGUCAAAACGGAAUUCCAUUAUUUGGCUAUGAAUUUUAACACCCAGUUCAACUGCGUGCUUUCUCACAAUUUUGACAACAUGUGACAUGUUGGACUAUCCAAUGGAGACCACUACAAUACACAUCAAGCUAAAUAACCAGGUCAAGAGAAUUCUUGAACAUCUUGAACCCAAUGUCACAACCAUCUUGAAUGUGUCGGCCCCUUUCCACCAUCACAUGAACAAUGCAGUGUUGGGGAUACUACUUGGGACAAUGUCCCUUCUGACGGUUAUCAUGAACCUGCUGGUCCUUUUUGCCGUCAGAAAAGAAAGGACUUUACACACAGUUGGCAACCUCUACAUAGUAAGCCUCUCGAUAGCUGACCUCAUAGUCGGGGCCACGGUGAUGCCCUUGAAUCUAGUCUACCUGCUUGAGGAUGAAUGGAAGUUGGGCCAUGUCGUUUGCCAGUUCUGGCUGGUUAUGGACUACGUGGCAAGCACAGCUUCCAUUUUUAGUUUGUUCAUUCUAUGCCUGGACAGGUAUCGCUCUGUCCGACACCCUUUACGGUAUUUAAAAUACAGGACGCGAGGAAGAGCUACAUUGUUUAUUUGUAGUGCGUGGCUUCUGUCCAUGAUGUGGACGAUUCCCAUUCUAGGAUGGCGGAUGUUUGCCAAAGUUGACAGGAAACCGGAGCUGGAGGACAAGUGUGACACAGACUUCCGGUUCGUGAUGUGGUUCAAGGUUCUGACAGCCAUCCUCAACUUCUAUAUCCCAUCUUUCCUGAUGCUGGUGUUCUACUCGCAGAUUUUCAUCGCUGUGCGAGAACAUUACAAAGAGUGGGAGAACUUUGCUGGUCCAAUGGUGAAAACAGAAGCAGAUGAUACAUUACAAAAUGGAAUGCAGUUGCAGAUAACCAAAUCAUCAGAUAGAGAUAGUUUGGGCUUACAUACAUAUUCUCAAAAAGAGGGCCUGUUGGAUCAGUACAGCUUGGAACAGCCUUACAAUUUAAAGGAAAACCCUGAGGGAAACACAGAUUCCUUUUCUGAGGUGAAGAAGAAGAGCUGUUGCAGGAAGAAAUCCAUUUUCGGUCUUUCGAAACGCAUGAGAAAGAGCAUAAAAGAGUCCAACGAAAUUUCCUCCCAGAGCGAUGAUGGAGAAACUGUUGCUGGAGACCCCCUCAGACAGCCCUCCUUAUCUCUGGGCUUUAUGCAGUCGGACAAUAACAUACAGCCUAAAACAUUCGUAAAUGUGAACGAUUGCAAUGUGUUAGUGCCAAAUUCCGUUGGCAACAUUUGUGAGAUUGUGCCUACAGAGGAUAUUCCCAAUUACACCGCUGUUUUCUGCAAUCACGGAGCGCCGCCGUCGCCACCCUCCCCAUGGGCGGAAAACAGCCCUCCGCUGGAUGCCACCAAUUCACUGCCUGUAAAGCAAACAUGGCAGAAGCUCUGCGAACAAUCUAAACAGAGCGUCCACAGCAUGCGCAUCCGUAAGGAGAGGAAAGCUGCUAGGCAACUCGGCUUCAUCAUUGGCGUCUUCAUGGUGUGCUGGAUCCCAUAUUUUAUCACCUUCAUGGUGACGGCUUUGUGUGAAACUUGUGUUCAUCAUGACCUUCACAUGUUUACAAUUUGGCUGGGGUACAUCAACUCCACUCUGAAUCCCUUCAUAUACCCACUGUGCAAUGAAAACUUCAAAAGAGUGUUUAAAAAGAUUUUUCAUCUUAAUUGAUUGAACGCUUAUACUGUAGGAGACUACUUGAACAGUGUAAAAAUGUGCUUUGAACAGUGUUUCUUGUGAUGUUGUGAGAGAUUUGUUAGUAACCACGCUGGUGUUCAUCUGUUCUCAUUUUCGGCAUCAGUGACCUUGUAAGUGUAAAGAAAUGUUGUUAUUUAUCAUUGACACACCUGCAAUCUGCAUCAGAUUAUAUAAUUUAUCUAUCGCAAAAUUGUGUCCAAUCCAGAGUGUUUUAAAACUGGGUGUAUUUAAACACCUAUACGGCUACUGUAAAAUGAAGCUUUUAGAUUUAAAAAACAUUGUGUAACUAGUUACUAAGUAAUCAGUUACUGUAAUUUAAUUACUUUCCCCUUGAAAAGUAAAGUAAAGGAUUACUCUUAUUUUUCUGUAAUUUAAUUACAGUUACUUCUGA